AUGCUCGCCCAGUUCAAGCCCUUGCUCGCUGCCGUGCUUCUUGGGGCAGUCGCAGUCGCCCUACCCUACACUCCUCCUCAGCUCUCCCACGGCGAAGACUUUGCCUCGCGCGACACCGGAGUGGAUGCCUCUGCUCCCCGCGACACCCUGUCAGACCCCGGCUGCAAGGAACCUCCCUGUUUCAAGCGUCUUGACGGAGCCAAGGUCACUCACGUUCCGCGUCAUGGCCUGUUCGCCCGCGCUCCCAGCGACGAGCACCCUGCAAAGCUUCACGGCUUGGCUGCCAGCGUCGCUCGUGGGCAUCCCCAUAAAGCCCUUGCUGAUCCUGCAUGUGACAAGCCGCCCUGUGUCAAGAAGGAUCUGAAUGAAGUCAAUCCCAUCCACGACGCUCGUGGGCAUCCUCACAAGGCUCUUGCUGACCCUGCCUGCGACAAGCCGCCCUGUGUCAACAAGAAUCCCACCGAAGUCAAUCCCAUCCACGUCAUGAAUGGCGUUUUGCACGAAGGAGAGAGGCCUACCACUUCUACUUUGGGCUCAGAGCAUGAUCACGGCCAGGGCGGUGGUGUCGACGUCAAGCGAGGCUUCGACAAUCGCGGGCAAAAGGCUCCCGAGGUGCCGAAGUUCAAUCCUGCUAAAGCUCCCUCAGUCCCUAAGUGUGAGCAUCCUCCUUGUCCCAAGCCUCACUACGAAGGCAGCGAGGUCGCUCGUGACCAGGCUCAGGACCCAGGCGUAGAUGGGAAGCUGCACGAACAGCGCAGCCCUGAAGUCAGCGAGCCACCUACUUUGACGCCCGCAGAGAGGGGUGAUGAUGGCUUCGGCCCCUCCCCAUGGCCAGGCUUCAGUAGGGGCCGCACGGGCUUCCCAGGCUGCACGCACCCGCCUUGCAAGCGUCACCGUGGCGAGGACGAGAAGCGCGAUGAGCAAGAUCAGAUGACCCGUGACUUCGAGAUGCUUGGACAGACCACCGGCAAUUUGCAGGGUCGAUCUCCACGCAUACCUUCUUGCCCCGAAUGCCUGGAGGCUGGCUCGACUGAGGUUGAAGAGAAGAAUGAGCGCGAUGGCGGGCACUCUGAGGAUGGCGCAUCCAUCGCCGAGUUCCUCACUCGAGCCGAGGCCACCUCCCUCCUUCCCAACAUCGCUCACAGCAAGCAGGUAGCCGCCGAGCUUGCCCAGUCCUACGAGAAGACUUUUGGCCGCACUCUCGCUACCAGCUUGGUCGGUGACGACAAGGCUGAGGUCAGAGGGGGAACCUUCGGUGGACCCAUUGACCGCAAAAAGAUCGGAGAGGAGCUUGCCCGCUCCUACGAGAAAGAAUUUGGGCACAGUCCUGGAAAGCGCGACGGCAAUGCACCUCAGGUCUAA
This is a messenger RNA of Jaminaea rosea, 1362 nucleotides long. RefSeq lists its product as hypothetical. The transcript is spliced from 2 exons. The coding region runs from base 1 to 1362 and encodes 453 amino acids. NCBI's taxonomy places the organism in Eukaryota, Fungi, Basidiomycota, Exobasidiomycetes, Microstromatales. The record is from RefSeq and is a predicted model, not a curated record.